Molecule: messenger RNA, 433 nt
Organism: Elaeis guineensis (African oil palm)
Lineage: Eukaryota; Viridiplantae; Streptophyta; Magnoliopsida; Arecales; Arecaceae
Source: RefSeq, a predicted model, not a curated record
ACGACUACCUUUAUGUGGAGGGAUUUGCAUCAAAUGUCUUUGCAAAGGCAGAUAAGCAGGAUCAGGCCGGAUGAGCCUACUUGUAUUCUAAAUCUCACAUUUCAUCAUCAUUUCUUUUAUGUCAGUUGUCUUAAGGAGAUCAUUUUUGAGCUUGGUCUCAUAGAUGCAGGUGAAGAUUGAUAUGUUAUUGAUUUACAGGAAUACUGCAAAAACCUUUUAUGCUGCAAGCAUCUUCUUUGAGAUUCUGAAUCAGUUUGGUCAACUUCAACCAGAUAUUGAAACGAAGCAGAAGUAUGCUAGAUGGAAAGCUGCAGAAAUAAGGAAAGCUUUGAAAGAAGGAUGGAGCCCUGAAUGUGGACCUCCUGGUGGUGAUAAAGAUCUAUCAGUUCCCUCAGGUUCCCCAACUGAUACAUAUGUAUGCUUCUUAACUUGA